AUGGGGGAGUUGAAGAACCAAAUGGGAAAGAUAACCACAUCUAUAGGGCUUCUCCAACAAGAAAGGGGCAAGUUUCCUACUCAGCCACAAGCCAACCCACAAGGCCAACUCCUCAUUGGUAGUUCUUCCGUACCACCGCCUGAGCAAGCUCAAGCAAUAAUUACUCUAAGGAGUGGCAAGGCAGUCAACAAUCUUGUGAUCAACUCGCUGGUUACUCCUAUUCUACUGCCAUUAUCGACAUCAACAAGUUCUACUGCAACAGAGGAAUGUAUCGAGCAAGCUCCGGAGGAAGACGGGGAAUCUCCCGUGAAAGGUUCAAAGGAAGCUGAGACCACUUCAAGGCCACAGCAAAUUCGUUCAUACGCCAAGUUCUUGAAGGACUUGUGCACCCAAAAAUGCAAGCUUAAUGUGCACAAGAAGAUGCUUCUUACCGAGCAAGUUAGCCAAAUUUUCCAAAUGAAUCUUGCACCUAAAUACAAAGACCCCGGAUGUCCUACAAUUGCAAUUACUAUUGGAGGUAAGAGAGUAGAGCAAACUCUUUUGGAUUUAGGUGCGAGUGUCAAUUUGCUACCUUAUUCGGUGUAUCAAGAGUUGGGUUUGGGGGAGAUGAAGCCUACGCGGGUUACUCUUCAAUUGGCGAAUAGGAGUGUCCGAAUUCCUCGUGGUAUGGUGGAAGAUGUAUUGGUCCAAGUUGAUCAAUUUGUAUAUCCGAUGGAUUUUGUCGUAUUGGAUACUUGUCCGACGUCUUCAUCACCAUUGUCUACUCCUAUUAUUCUUGGACGGCCGUUUCUAGCAACCUCGGAUGCUGUAAUCAAUUGUUGGAAUGGGCUAUUGAACAUGUCCUUCGGUAAUAUGAAGAUGGCGGUUAAUAUGUUCAACGUUAGGGUUCAAAUGGGUGACGAUGACGAUUGUCAAAAUGUCAGUCUUGUGGAUACGCUUGUGCAAGAACACGUUGAUGAAUUCUUGUUUAAAGACUCUUUAGAGGUGGUUUUUACCUCCGAAGAGGCCGUUUUUCUUGAAUCCGAUGAGUUGGAGUCCUUUUCCUUACUUAAUGAAGAAGAUGGCGAUGAAGGAAUUUGUGGAGUUGCACCGUGGUUUCCAAAGUUUGAAGAGUUGCCUCCUCUUGAGCGGAAAAUAGUACCUUCUAGCGUCGAACCGCCUAUUCUUGAGUUGAAAGCACUACCGGACACUUUGAAAUAUGCGUUCCUUGGCGAAAGCAAUACAUUUCCGAUGGUCAUAUCGUCUUCCCUUGAGAAACUCCAAGAAGAGAAAUUGUUGGUAGUUUUACGGAGGCAUACAAAGGCAAUAAGAUGGACUAUCGCGGAUAUUCAAGGCAUCUCUCCUUCUCUAUGCUCUCAUCACAUUUACUUGGAGGAGGAUGUUAAACCAUCGCACCAACCUCAACGCCGGCUCAAUCCAAUUAUGAAAGAUGUUGUCCGGGCAAAAAUUCUUAAAUUGCUUGACGUUGGGAUUAUCUAUCCCAUCGCCGAUUCUAAGUGGAAUGACAAAGGUGAGCUUGCCCCGACCCGUGUGACUACUGGGUGGCAAGUGUGCAUAGACUAUCGCAAGUUGAAUGCAAGCACACACAAGGAUCACUUUCCUCUUCCCUUCAUUGAUCAAAUCUUGGAGAGAAUCGCCGGUCAUGCCUUUUACUAUUUCCUUGAUGGUUAUUCGGGCUAUAACCAAAUAGAAGUGGCCUUAUCUGACCAAGAGAAAAUAACGUUCACAUGCCCAUUCGGGACCUUUGCUUAUAGACGCAUGUCAUUUGGUUUGUGUAAUGCUCCUGACACCUUUUCUAGGUGUAUGAUGGGAAUUUUCAGUGAUAUGGUUGAAAAAAUUGUAGAAGUUUUUAUGGAUGACUUCUCCAUAUUUGGUGACUCAUUCGAGUCUUGUCUUGUCAAUUUGGAGAAGGUCUUAACGAGAUGUUAA
Molecule: messenger RNA, 1929 nt
Organism: Rhododendron vialii
Lineage: Eukaryota; Viridiplantae; Streptophyta; Magnoliopsida; Ericales; Ericaceae
Exons: 3
Coding region: 1-1929 (642 amino acids)
Source: RefSeq, a predicted model, not a curated record